CAUUUUAACGUAUGGGCUGUCAGUGCGACUUGGGGGGAGGUAAACAAGAUGGCGACAACCUGAGUGGCAAGAGUAACGCGAAUAGUCAGAAAAUCUGUCUUAUACCCCGCUGGACCCCAUUAAAAUAUUUUCUUCACCCCGGAAAGACACACAAGGAGGAAAUAAAAUCUAUAAUGGAAACUGCAUUCAAAUUGAUAUAGGCAUGGAGGACACCUGAGGACGGCCGGACACGUUGGGCGGCUCGGUCGACCUCCAGGAGCCUGGCUGACACAAGAGACUUGACGGAUACUGCUGCAUGCGUUUGGCUGUAGAUCUGUGCUUAGAUCCAGUCCAACUCUGCACAUUUAUGUGUCCCGAGGACAAAUAUGCUUUUCAGCAUGGACCCCAGACAGAAAUGCUUUGCUGCAUGGCCUUGAAGGAUCGGCUGCCUCCUCCUAAGGCUGAAUGGUGUUAGAUUUAUGUAGCACUGACCUAGAGAUAAGGAGAGAAUAACAACAUUUCAGAUUCACAAAUUUUGCUUUCCUGUUGAACUGCACUUGUCACAUAUGUAGUACAUAUUGUACAAUACAAAUCACUAACUGAGCACGGCACACAGCAGGUUCUUCACCUCUGUCUGCACUUCCUGAGUGAAAAGAGCCCUAAUGUUUACAAGUUGGGAUUGAUUCCCCACCUCUAGCCCCGAUUCUCAGGACUGACCUGUCCAUCAUCUGUUCAGUUUUGUUUUUUUUUUGGUCAAUCAUCCAUAUUCCAUCUUGUGGAAUUAAAAUUCUUGGCCCAGAGCUGGAAAAUUACCAGUGGAUUACUAUUCAGCAGUAAUCAAAGCUAUUUGCGAAUACAUUUUGCAAAGGAGGCUGAAGCUGUAGCUGCUUAAGUGUCAGUCAUGAGUACCGGGGAGCUGCAUCAUAUUGACUAUCUAAACGGAAAUGAGCUGAUGGAGAUGGAUACCUUUAUUCACCGCAUUGACUCCACAGAGGUGAUCUAUCAGCCCAGGAGAAAGAGGGCAAAGCUUAUAGGAAAGUACUUGAUGGGGGAUCUGCUAGGAGAGGGAUCUUAUGGCAAAGUGAAAGAGAUGCUGGACUCAGAGACGCUCUGUCGCAGGGCUGUAAAGAUACUGAAGAAGAAAAAGCUGAGGAGGAUUCCCAAUGGAGAAGCCAAUGUGAAAAAGGAGAUACAGCUGCUAAGACGACUCCAACACAAGAAUGUGAUUCAGUUGGUGGACGUCCUGUACAAUGAAGAGAAGCAGAAGAUGUAUAUGGUGAUGGAGUAUUGCGUUUGUGGGAUGCAAGAAAUGCUGGACAGCGUCCCUGAGAAAAGGUUUCCAGUAUUUCAAGCUCACGGGUACUUUUGCCAACUCAUAGAUGGCCUUGAAUAUUUGCACAGCCAGGGAAUAGUUCACAAAGACAUUAAACCAGGGAAUCUGCUGCUGACUACAGAUGGAGCUCUUAAAAUCUCUGACCUGGGAGUAGCAGAGGCCCUUCACCCAUUUGCAGAAGAUGACACAUGUCGCACCAGUCAAGGCUCUCCAGCAUUUCAGCCUCCUGAGAUCGCCAAUGGACUGGACACCUUUUCAGGGUUUAAAGUAGACAUUUGGUCUGCUGGAGUAACACUAUACAACAUUACAACAAGUCUAUAUCCGUUUGAGGGGGACAACAUCUAUAAACUAUUUGAGAAUAUUGGAAAAGGAGAGUACACUAUACCUGAGGAGUGUGGACCCCUCCUAUCAGACUUGCUGCGAGGAAUGCUUGAGUACGACCCUGUGACGAGGUUUUCCAUACAGAACAUAAGGCAACACAACUGGGUGCGUAAGAAACACCCUCCAUCUGAAGCCCCUGUGCCCAUCCCUGCCAGCGCAGAAAGCAGGGACCCUUGGCGGAGUAUGACUGUGGUGCCCUACCUGGAGGAUCUGCACGGCUACACGGAGGAGGAUGAUGACGAACUGUAUGAUGGCGAGGAUGAGAUCAUAUACACUCAGGAUUUCACAGUGCCAGGACAAGUGGCAGAAGACGAUGUGGAUCAGGUGAACGCAGACCACAGUCCACCUGUGGCCAAGCCAGUUUGUGUGAAUGGGACAGAAGGGGUCUCUCUAAACAGCAAGGCCAAACCUGAACGCCGAUCGUCCUCCUCAUCCAACCCGUCACGCAAAGGAGUCUCCACCGCCAGCAAGAUCCGCAAGCUCUCCACCUGCAAACAGCAAUGACCCCCCCCCCCCCCUCCCAUUUCUCUCUCUGCAACUACCCAUCUGGUUUUCCCCAUCCCAGUUCUUCAGUCCGAACAUUUGAGAGAAACCUGUGGAUGCUAAUGCCCCACACCUCUUGGCCUGCUGGCUUGCUAAGUCUGUUGAACAUUGCCGUUUAGCAACGGGGAGGAGGACAGAGAGCACGAAAUGUUCUUCUUGCUCUUUUUUUGGGUUCCUUUCAGCUCUUGUCAUGUUCUUUGUCCCCCUUCAUGCUGUCAUCCCCUCUGGGCGGCCAAAUGUUGCACUGGACGUUACAAACACCAUCGCCCCUCCACCGCCACUUUGUUUCUUUGACUUCCUGUGUUUUUACAGAACCCUAAUUGCAGUUUUUAACACACAAUGUGAUGUUUAAAAAAAGAAAAAUUAAAGAGGAAAACAAUUACGACAAAAGUUAUGAAUAAUUCUAUGUUAAAAUUUAUGAUGACCUUAAUUAUGAUAGUAGCCUUUUAACACCAACAUAAAAACUGCAUGCUGUACAGAGCUGGAAGAGAGAAGUGGACAGACUGACUGAAGCCUAGACACCCACUGCUGAGCUGUUGGAGAUUUUUGUUUUUUAUUUUUUUCUCCUCCUUUUGUUUCCAAAUGAAUAUUUUUUAAUUAUUAUUUAUAUAAAAUAUGUCCCAAACAG
Messenger RNA from Betta splendens (Siamese fighting fish), 2864 nucleotides. It is a transcript of the gene stk11, whose product is annotated as serine/threonine kinase 11. Gene Ontology annotation, cellular component: nucleus; cytoplasm. Gene Ontology annotation, biological process: positive regulation of vesicle transport along microtubule; glucose homeostasis; regulation of Wnt signaling pathway. The transcript has 11 exons. Bases 881 to 2197 code for a protein of 438 amino acids. Lineage: Eukaryota; Metazoa; Chordata; Actinopteri; Anabantiformes; Osphronemidae. The record is from RefSeq and is a predicted model, not a curated record. Gene Ontology annotation, molecular function: ATP binding; protein kinase activator activity; protein serine/threonine kinase activity.